AAAAUAUAUGAUGUGUAAGCAAUAAUGUGGAUUGACGAAGCAAGCACGCAGUAUCUUAGUGCUUUUCCAGAUUUGGUGGAGUGUGUAUCGUGGUUAUCGAUUAUUUAUUGAGUAAAAAAAAAAAAAAAAAAAAAUUGUUUCUUAUAUAAUAAAUACAAUUUUCUUCAUUAUGACAGAAAAUCGUAAAGAAGUGAGAGUAUGGUGUGAUGGAUGUUAUGAUAUGGUACAUUUUGGCCAUGCGAAUUCUUUGCGUCAAGCGAAAGCAUUAGGUGAUUAUUUAGUUGUGGGUGUACAUACAGAUGAAGAAAUUACUAAACAUAAAGGACCACCAGUAUUUAUGGAACAAGAAAGAUAUAAAAUGGUACGUGGUAUUAAGUGGGUAGAUGAAGUAGUUGAAGGAGCACCUUAUGUUACAACUCUGGAAACAUUAGACAAAUAUAAUUGUGAUUUUUGUGUUCACGGUGAUGAUAUUACUAUGACAGCAGAUGGUGUAGAUACGUAUCAUUUGGUUAAAGCAGCAGGUCGUUACAGAGAAGUUCAAAGAACAGCUGGUGUAUCAACAACUGAUUUAGUAGGACGUAUGCUUUUAAUGACACGACAACAUUUUAAACAAGGAGAUAGUGAAUAUAGUGUUGAUAGAGAACCCAGUAAAAGCAUGGGUCAAGACAGAACAGCUCGAAGUCCUUGGACAGGUUGUUCACAAUUUUUACCUACUACACAAAAAAUUAUUCAAUUUAGUGAUGGAAAAAGUCCACAACCUGGAGACAAAAUAGUUUAUGUAGCAGGAGCAUUUGAUCUUUUUCAUGUUGGUCAUUUAGAUUUCUUAGAAGUUGCAAAAAAAGAAGGUGAUUAUCUUAUAGUUGGACUUCAUACAGAUCCAGUAGUUAAUCGGUAUAAAUAUGGUAAUCAUCCAAUUAUGAAUCUUCAUGAAAGAGUACUUAGUGUGUUGGCAUGCAAGUAUGUUAAUGAAGUAGUAAUUGGAGCACCAUAUGAAGUUACUAAAGAUCUUAUGGAACAUUUUGAUGUAUCUAUUGUUUGUCAUGGUCAAACUCCUAUCAUGCCUUGUGAAGAUGGUUCAGAUCCAUAUGUUGAACCUAAAAGACAAAAUAAAUUUAAAUUGUUGGACAGUGGUAAUGAUAUGACAACAGAAAAAAUUGUUGAGCGUAUAAUUCUUCAUAGGUUGGAAUUUGAAGAUAGAAACUUAAAGAAAGAAAAAAAAGAGUUAGCAGCUUAUGAAGCCUUUAUAAAAUCCCAGAAAAAAGAAAGAACUGAAUAAUUUUCUCUCUAUAUGCAGAGUGUGUGAUAAUUAUAUUUUAUGAAAUAUAUAUUUGUAAAUAUGAUAUCACACUAAUAUUUAAAUUAUUUAAUUCUAUUUGGAUAUACAUUUAUAAUUAUACUAAAUAUUUAAAAUAUUAAUAUAUAAUAUAAGUAUAUAUUAAUAUUUUAUAGAAAUAUUAUUUUUCAUUCCUAAUGAUUCAACGAUAAAAACAAAUACAACGAUAAAUGUAUACAAAAUUGUGAAUAUUUGUAUAUUCAAAUAUUUUUAAUUAAAAAAAUUUAGAAAAUUUUAUUUUAUGUUGCGAUGUUAUAAUUAUGCACAUAUAUAUAUUUGAUAUAAGAAUAUCAUUAAAAAGUUUUGAUUAUUACAAUAUUAACAUCGUGUAUAUUUGAGAUAAAUAUAGAAGAAAAUUAAAUAUCAAAAUAUUUUGACAUUAUGUAAAAGUGUAAUUCUUACAAAAUUGGUUUUUAUUUACGUAUUUUAUAUUUAAUUUUUUAUAGUGGUUUUAUCAUAGUAAAAAUAGUAAUUUUUAUAUUAAAUGUUUUUAAGUAUUUUUAAGUUUUAUAAUGCAGCUGCAGUGCAGUUAUAAUAAUUUUAUAUAAUUUUUUAUCAAAAUUUAUCAAAAAAAAUAUAUAUAUUUUUUAGAAAAUGAGAAAUUUUAAAGAAAUACCAAUGUUAUAAUAAAUUUUAUAAUUAAUUAUAAAAAAAUAUAAUUAAUUAAACAAUUUAUUUAUUAUAUUAUUUAUUCUAUGAAAUCCAUUAUAAUUUUGUAUAUUUUUAUAAAAAUGAAUUAUAUUUUUUUGAUUUAUAUUUUUCUAUGAUAUUCAAUUGUGCAAUAUUCAUAAAAUCUUAUUAUAUAUAUAGAAAAUAUUCUCAAAUAUAAUAUUAAUUAUUUUUGUCAAAUAUAAUAUAUUUAAUACGAAUGAACAGUGCAUACAAAAAAAUGUACAUUUAAAAAUAUAAAAUGUAAAAUAAAUCGUAAGUGCCACAUUUUAUAAUUAUAUAAAUAUUAUAUUAUAUUAUUUUUUAUUAAUUAUUAUAUUAUUUGAAAGUAAAAUAUUAACCAAAGAUAUAUUUUAGUCAUAUACGUGAUAUAGAAAAGAUCUAUUCUACAUUUUUAUUUUUGAUGUUAUAUAUUUGUAUCGAAGCAUAUUUAAAAUUUAUUUUCUAUGUACUUUAUUUACUUUUUUAAAUUAAAAUUUAUUAUUAUAAAUAUAUUUUUAUUUGUAUGUAUGUAUAAGCGCAAUUGCACAGCAUUAUAGCAUUCCAUAUUACGUAUUAUAUUCGCAAUAAUGUAAUAAAAUAAUAGGCUAUAAAAUAUUGUGAUAUGGAAUGGUUGAUUUAAUAUUUGCCAUCAAUUUAAUGUAUCUAAAAGCAUGACAUGCGUAAAUAUGUAAUAAUGUUUUAUUUUGCAAUAAAUAAAAUUAUUAUACGAUCGUAUUAAUACAAUAAA
Messenger RNA from Apis cerana (Asiatic honeybee), 2732 nucleotides. It is a transcript of the gene Pect, whose product is annotated as phosphoethanolamine cytidylyltransferase. Gene Ontology annotation, molecular function: ethanolamine-phosphate cytidylyltransferase activity. Gene Ontology annotation, biological process: phosphatidylethanolamine biosynthetic process. Gene Ontology annotation, cellular component: cytoplasm. Lineage: Eukaryota; Metazoa; Arthropoda; Insecta; Hymenoptera; Apidae. The record is from RefSeq and is a predicted model, not a curated record.